Molecule: messenger RNA, 1762 nt
Organism: Cucumis melo (muskmelon)
Lineage: Eukaryota; Viridiplantae; Streptophyta; Magnoliopsida; Cucurbitales; Cucurbitaceae
Product: GDP-mannose transporter GONST2
Exons: 11
Coding region: 236-1462 (408 amino acids)
Cellular component (GO): Golgi apparatus
Molecular function (GO): GDP-mannose transmembrane transporter activity; antiporter activity
Source: RefSeq, a predicted model, not a curated record
UCUUUACGGAUUUUGCUUUCACAUCACUUUUCAUUUUCCUGUUCUUGUACUGGACGUGUAUCGUAUUUUCGCGAAUCACGCCUUUGAUUUCAUCUCUUCUGUUAUAAUUAGGAAUUUUUUUGUGUGGUUUUGAUUUACCGAGGAUUGACGAGUCGUUCUAAUUUGAGAAUUGAGGAUACUAGGAUACUAGAACAUUGUAAUUUCUCUCUGGAGAUUCCGAUACUUGAUUGACUUGAUGUCAUCUGAUUUCAAGUUGGAAAUAGAUGGUGAGGAACCGCUUGUGAGCAUCAGAAAUGGAAAUGUUGAACAGAAUGAAAGAGGUGGUACAGUACAUAGAAUUCUCAGCGGUAUUCGAAAUCAAGGAAGCAAGUCGAUUAGCAAUUUCCUGACCAAUGCGCAACGCAGGGCUUUGGGUGAUAGGUUUUUCAGAGGGAAUCAAACUGUCAAGAAUAAUGGUUUGCUUGAUGGAGAUGAAACACGUGAACAUGGAUUAGGAAGGAAAACGGGUCCUCUUUUAUCCGGGACUGCGUAUUGCAUUUCUUCUUGCAGCAUGAUUAUACUGAAUAAAGUUGUUCUCUCUAGUUACAACUUCAAUGCAGGAAUAUCGUUGAUGUUUUAUCAAAAUUUGAUUAGUUCUAUAGUUAUUAUUCUAUUGGGCCUCUGCAGAACAGUUUCAAUUGAAAAGCUUAAUUGGAAGCUGAUUAGGCUGUGGAUUCCAGUCAACUUAAUCUUUAUCGGAAUGCUGGUAUCUGGCAUGUAUAGUUUGAAAUAUAUCAAUAUUGCAAUGGUGACAAUUUUGAAGAAUGUGACAAACAUAUUGACUGCCAUUGGAGAACUUUACAUUUUCCGGAAACGGCAGAACCAAAAAGUUUGGACUGCUAUGUUCUUAAUGAUCAUCUCCGCCAUAAGCGGUGGUGUAACAGAUCUUACAUUUGAUACAUUAGGCUAUGGAUGGCAGAUCACAAACUGUGUUCUCACAGCAAGCUACUCACUUACACUGAGGCGUAUCAUGGACGAAGCAAAGAAAUUAACAAGAUCUGGAUCUCUCAAUGAAGCUUCCAUGGUGUUGCUAAAUAAUUUAUUAUCUCUGCCAUUUGGUGUAGUUUUGAUCAUCUUAUUUGGUGAAUGGGCUUAUGUUAUGAAUGCGGAUGUAAUAAAAUUGCCAAUGUUUUGGGUUGUCGCCACUGCUAGCGGAUUACUUGGACUCGCUAUUAGUUUCACCUCUAUGUGGUUCUUAAAUCAAACUGGCCCCACCACCUACAGUUUUCUUUUGCAAACACCGGAUGUCAAAUCAUUAUUCUCAAGCCUUGUAGGUUCCUUGAACAAGAUUCCAAUAUCAAUUGCUGGCAUUCUUUUGUUUAAAGUUCCACUGAGUCCAUCAAACCUCUUCAGUAUAUUAUUUGGUUUAUUUGCUGGGGUGUUCUUCGCCAGGGCCAAAAUGUCUUCAAAGCCAGGCACGUAAUUUUCCUUUUAAUUAAAGUUAAUUUGCAAAAGAGUUCUGAGUAAUUUUGAGUUUGGAAUUAUUAAGUAAUUAUUAUUGCUAAAAAGGACAUUAAUUUCAGUGAAUUGUCUGUAUUCUGCUGAAGAAUAAUUGUAAAUUAUUCAGGGAAACGAAAAGAAAAGAAAGAAAAGUAAAGAAAGUAAAUCAAUUUUCUAUUUACCUUUUUCGUUUUUAUCACAAUUUAUUCCAAAGCAUUGAUGGCUAACAAAAAGAAAAGAAAAGAAAAGAAAAGAACAACGGUUACCUUUGACCUUUAAUUUG